AUCUUCUACAGUAGCUCACAGACCCAACCAAAGGACCAUUGAAUACCAUAUAUAAAAACAUACAAGUAAAUAUUCGUGUCUUCAAACUGUCAGAGAUAAAGAGAGAGAAGAGAUGGGAGAGAUUGAGUUUACAGUGAAGCAAGAAGCUUUGGUGAAGGAGUCUUGGGAGAUACUAAAACAAGACAUCCCCAAAUACAGCCUUCACUUCUUCUCACAGAUACUUGAGAUAGCACCAGCAGCAAAGGGAUUGUUCUCUUUUCUAAGAGACUCAGAUGAAGUUCCUCACAACAAUCCUAAACUCAAAGCUCAUGCUGUUAAAGUCUUCAAGAUGACAUGUGAAACUGCAAUACAGCUGAGAGAGAAAGGAAAGGUGGUGGUGGCUGACACAACCCUCCAAUACUUGGGCUCUAUUCAUCGCAAAAGUGGCGUUAUUGAUCCUCACUUCGAGGUGGUAAAAGAAGCUUUGCUAAGGACAUUAAAAGAGGGGCUGGGGGAGAAAUACAAUGAAGAAGUGGAAGGAGCUUGGUCUGAAGCUUAUGAUCACUUGGCUAUAGCCAUUAAGACCGAGAUGAAACAAGAAGAGUCAUAAAACCGUAAAGAUCAUUUGGGCUUCACAUACAUAUGUAAUUUAAGCAUAUGCAUAUGUUUCUGUGUGUUUACUUAUGUUGCUCGUUGACUUUCUACAAUUCACUGCUUUUGAAGACGGAUCUUGAGCUAUCGUUAAAGGGACAUACAUGAUACUGUAGUUUCGCUUGAAAAUGUUAUUUUUGAGACAAUUAUCAUGGUUUGAGGUCAUGUUUUGCACAAAAGAAAAAGGUUUGAGGCCUUUUACUCUCA
Molecule: messenger RNA, 837 nt
Organism: Camelina sativa (false flax)
Lineage: Eukaryota; Viridiplantae; Streptophyta; Magnoliopsida; Brassicales; Brassicaceae
Product: anaerobic nitrite reductase AHB2
Molecular function (GO): oxygen binding; heme binding
Source: RefSeq, a predicted model, not a curated record